Molecule: messenger RNA, 519 nt
Organism: Oppiella nova
Lineage: Eukaryota; Metazoa; Arthropoda; Arachnida; Sarcoptiformes; Oppiidae
Source: the annotation of a GenBank genome assembly
AGAAAAUUUAUUAAAUUGAGAGCAAAGGAGACGACAAAACGGAUGAUUCAACGAAACCUUGAGAUCAGUGAAAACACCUAUUAUGAGUGGUGCAAAAUCGAUGACCAGGAACUGCCGUUCAUUACUGUCCCAAGAAGUGGAGGCCGAGAUAAGAUCACAGAUCCAGAAAACGACCAAUCACUCAGUGACGCCGCAAUGGCCAACAACUGGGCUAAUCUGAAUGAAUUGAGACAACUGCCGGAAAUUCAAGGCAAUGCAAACAUUGCAGCUGCAAGUGGGCGUACCCUUAGAAGGCGAUUGAGUGAUCAGGACAUCGUGUUGCAGCCAUCAAAGAACGGCUGCGAGAUUUCCAUAAGGAAAGACGACUCAUUUAUGCCGAACAGUUUGUUAACUGGACACUUGUGGACUGGUCUCGUGUCAUAUUCAUUGAUGAGUUUGGGAUCUCUACUGGAGAAAGCGGUCGUGUUUGGGUUUGGCGUACGCGAGGCACUCGAUAUGAUGAGCGAAACAUCCGAUUAA